GUCCGAUCUCAUGUUCUGCUGCUUCAAUUUGCCCCUGGCGACAUCGACCUUCUGGCACGGGUCAUGGCUCCACGGACCGCUUUUAUGUCGACUCUUUCCGCUACUGAGGUACGGCCUCGUCGCCGUCAGCCUCUUCACCGUCUUGGCCAUUACCAUCAAUCGGUACAUCAUGAUCGGCCACCCAAGACUCUAUCCCAAAUUAUACAAGCCCAAAUACCUCGUGCUGAUGGUCCUGGCAACGUGGCUCGGCGGCUUCGGGGCCCUGAUACCAACCUGGUUCGAGCAAUGGGGUCGUUUCGGCCUCGACCCAGCCAUCGGCUCCUGCUCGAUUCUCCCCGACGUCAAUAGCCGCAGCCCCAAAGAGUUCCUCUUCAUCCUCGCCUUCCUCGCCCCCUGCAUCGCCAUCGUCGUCUGCUACGCCCGAAUAUUCUACAUCGUGAGGAGGACGGCGCUCAAAAGCCGCAGACGCGACGAGGCGACAAAGGAGCUCGUGCGAUCUAAUUUUCAGACGAAGCUGUCCAAGAACCAGGAGGACUCGGCAAUCGGCUCCAUGAGCUGCCAGGCAACCCACACGAGCGAGAACAGCGGCUCGCCAAUCAAGUACGAGCACCAGGACCUAGUGCUCGGGGUCCCGGACACUCGUGUCAUACCGGAGGUCCGCGUCCAGGAUAAUCAGCCCCUGGAGCUACCACGGAGCCUCGAGCGUAUGCCGGCUAACGGCGUCUCCGAGCAGAUACUCGACACGGGUACCCUGCAGAAGGGCACCUCGCGAUUCCUCACGCCGCCCAUAAGGUACGAGGAGGUGUCGGACGAUUGCGCGAGCUCCCGCUCGGAUUCGCCCUCGGAGAAGAGGCGAACGAGCGACGGACGUCGGAGCGAGGCUACGUCAGCGUCAGGCGGUCGCGUCCUGGGCCGGGGCUCGCGAUUUCGGAGCGUCCGGGGCCGGAACUUCGAGACAGGCAAAAUGACGGCCAAGGAUAAGAAGCUCCUCAAGAUGAUCCUCGUAAUAUUCUCAUCGUUCCUCGUUUGCUACCUGCCCAUCACCAUCACCAAGACCUUCAAGGAAGUCAUAGACUGGCGGGGUCUCAACAUCGCCGGCUACAUACUCAUCUACCUGACCACGUGCAUCAAUCCCGUCAUCUACGUGGUUAUGAGCUCGGAGUACAGGAGCGCCUACAAGAACGUGCUGCUCUGCAGAAGCGACUCGGGUAACGCUGCCGGGAACGAGCGCCGGAAGCUGCAGCACAAGAAGCAGCGGCCCUCGAGGAAGAUACAGAGGAACGGCUGAUGAAGAACUUCCCCGGUCGUCAUGGAUUUCGUACGCAUUUUUGCUAAGCGUUUUUUUUUUUUUU
Messenger RNA from Ceratosolen solmsi marchali, 1352 nucleotides. RefSeq names its product G-protein coupled receptor moody. The transcript is spliced from 4 exons. Gene Ontology annotation, biological process: G protein-coupled receptor signaling pathway. The record is from RefSeq and is a predicted model, not a curated record. Bases 11 to 1288 code for a protein of 425 amino acids. NCBI's taxonomy places the organism in Eukaryota, Metazoa, Arthropoda, Insecta, Hymenoptera, Agaonidae. Gene Ontology annotation, cellular component: membrane. Gene Ontology annotation, molecular function: G protein-coupled receptor activity.